This is a messenger RNA of Paraglomus brasilianum, 924 nucleotides long. The record is from the annotation of a GenBank genome assembly. Lineage: Eukaryota; Fungi; Glomeromycota; Glomeromycetes; Paraglomerales; Paraglomeraceae.
AUGAAGUAUGUUAAUGGCGGGAAUCAGGACGAAUUGCGCGAAAUUGUUGAGUUUAUUGUAGAACCAUGGGACACUCCGAACAAUCGAACUAUAACAAUGUUUCUGCUAGACGAACGCAAUGAGCAAGUACUUAUUUUUGGCAGACAAACAAUACAGAUGUGGAAAUUUACGUCUGAAGGACAAAGCUUACAAUACAUUUGGUGCAAACCAAUAUCUGCAGUAAAUUACAGUAUUGACAAGCCUUCGCUAGGUAGAGAUAAGAAAGGCCUCAAAUUUCAAUGUAUUGUCGAAGGCUCCAGUGAAGAGCUGAUACUAUCGCUACAUCCAACUCAAUUCGAAACAACUUUACAUGCAUUGUAUGCCCGUAAAUUUCUGGAAUCCAAAGACCAUGGUUCGAGCCACGGAUGGCACCUUUCUGAGCUAUUGAAACAAUGCGAAGAGAUUGUUUACAGAACCAUCCGCACUAACGCUCAAAUAUUUAACGCGUACGUAGACGGUAGAUCCAUGGUGCACUUACUGAUUGAUCUGGAUAGCGCGUUUGCAGAUUCAAUGUUAGAAGAACUGUUACAAAAGGACGUUUAUAUUCCUUCCGAAAACAAAGAGUCUGCUCUAUUGUGCGCAAUAUCAAAAGGAAAGACAAAGGUGGUUCGUCUGUUGUUAAAGUAUUACUGCCGCAGAACCGAAGAAAAGGCAAAAGGAAAGUCAGAAUUUUGGACGCUGACCAUUGUUCCUGUGUUUAAAAAACUGAUAACAAAAUAUCCAGACUCCGCCUCAGAAUUAAUGAAAUCUAUGAGCGAUUUACCCUUGGACGAGAAAAUUGUAUGGAGUAACCAAAAAGAUUUACAUGCAUUUAUCUGCGAGACAGAUGAAGCGCACGAGAUGAGCGCGCCGAGGAAAACAGAUGAAAUCGAUGAGGCAAAUAAG